Mytilinidion resinicola is the source of this 984-nucleotide messenger RNA. RefSeq names its product pre-mRNA splicing factor CWC21. Bases 58 to 588 code for a protein of 176 amino acids. The record is from RefSeq and is a predicted model, not a curated record. NCBI's taxonomy places the organism in Eukaryota, Fungi, Ascomycota, Dothideomycetes, Mytilinidiales, Mytilinidiaceae. The transcript is spliced from 2 exons.
CACACCUCCGCCCCCCGUGGCCGUCAGUCUUCUUAACGCGAGAACCUCCUUUCUACAAUGUCGUCCAACGUCGGCCUCUCCACCCCUAGGGGCAGUGGCACCUCUGGCUACGUCCAGCGGAAUCUGUCCUUCCUCAAGCCCCGCGACAAUGCCGCUCCCUACCCCAAAGACUUCGAUAACUUCAAGCACCGCCAACGCCAGCCCGACAAGGAGAUACUGGAGCACGACCGCCGCCGAGAGAUUGAGGUGAAAGUUUUCGAGCUACGGGACAGACUGGAAGAUGAAGGCGUUGACGAGGAUGACAUCGACGACCAGUGCACCGCCCUGCGCAAGAAGCUCGAAGCCGAGAGACAGCAGGGCAAAGACGCAGGCCCGAAUGCGAGAGGACUCAAGUCCCACCAGGUCCACGAGCUAGCUGCCGCCAAGAUAGAGGAGAGCGAGAAGCUCCGCAAGGCACUGGGUAUCCGAGAGGACUAUGAGGAGGGUAGCCACUGGAAAAGACAGGAGGAGCGGCUCAGAGAGUCGGUUCUUGAGAGAGGCAAAGAGGAGGCCCGCCGAGAAGAAUUAAGACGAGAGGAGUCGGAUUGAUUAUUGCUGGAACAAUAGGUGAUAGGCGUUAUCCUUGGCAUAUGGUGGGCGUCGAAGGCGUAGCAUGGAACCCUUCGGUUGUUUGAAUCCUGAGAGACUUCACUUUGCCUUUUCUUCCGUAUUCGGCGAUAGUUAAGCUUUGGUGACAGUAGUUCAGUCUACUAUAGGAAGUUGAAGACAGGACCAAUAAACGUUCACUUUGUCAGUAACCUAUUACUCCUGACUCUCCAAAAGCGAACAGUCCGUAUUGCGCCAUUGCCCUUCACAAUCCCCGAUGGGUUCACUGCGUUGGUUGCUAUCCGCUUUCCCUACUGUAUAUUGCAUUCUCGCAAGCAUCUCCUCUCCUGUACUAGUGGGCGAUCACCUCUGCAUCAGCCAACUGCAUAGCUUCUGUGA